Messenger RNA from Nerophis lumbriciformis (worm pipefish), 1065 nucleotides. NCBI's taxonomy places the organism in Eukaryota, Metazoa, Chordata, Actinopteri, Syngnathiformes, Syngnathidae. The record is from RefSeq and is a predicted model, not a curated record.
AUGGAGAAGGAAAAUUUGUCCGUGGUGCUGCACUCUCAAGGGGACCUCAGACUGGAGAAGCGCCCGGUCCCGGAGCCUGGUCCUAAUGAGGUUUUGCUCCAGAUGCACUCAGUUGGAAUCUGUGGGUCGGACGUCCACUACUGGCAGCACGGCAGCAUUGGGGACUAUGUGCUGACGAAACCAAUGGUGCUGGGGCAUGAAGCAUCGGGACGGGUGGUCAAGGUCGGCUCGGCAGUCAAACACCUUCAAGUUGGUGACCGUGUAGCCAUUGAGCCAGGUGUUCCCCGAGAGAUGGAUGAGUUUUUCAAAAAUGGACGCUACAAUCUCUCUCCAACUAUCUUCUUUUGUGCCACGCCACCAGAUGAUGGAAACUUGUGCAGAUACUACACACACAAUGCCAACUUCUGUUACAAAUUGCCCGACAACGUAACAUUUGAGGAGGGUGCCCUGAUUGAACCUCUGUCGGUGGGAAUCCAUGCCUGUCGUCGGGCCGAUGUGGCCCUGGGAAGCACUGUGCUCAUCUGUGGUGCAGGGCCUAUUGGGUUGGUCUGUCUACUUGUGGCAAAGGCAAUGGGAGCGGCGCACAUUGUCAUCACAGAUCUGUUCCCUGAGCGCCUGGCAAUGGCCAAGGAGUUAGGUGCAGACUUCCAACUGACUGUAAAGCGAGGGGAUGCACCUCAGCAGUUGGCUAAGAAAGUGCAGGACAUGCUGGGGGCUCAGCCUCACAUCACUAUUGAAUGUAGUGGUGUUGAGAGCAGCAUCCAAACUGCUAUCUAUGCGACCCGCUCAGGAGGCGUGGUGGUCCUCGUGGGUCUUGGAUCAGAAAUGGCUACCGUUCCGCUGAUCAACGCAGCCGUCAGAGAAGUUGACAUCAGAGGAGUCUUUCGCUACUGCAACACGUGGCCCAUGGCCAUCGCCAUGUUAGCAUCGGGAAAAGUGAAUGUAAAGCCUCUGGUGACUCACCGCUUUCCACUGGAGCAGGCGGCCCAAGCAUUUGAGACCACACGUCAAGGUCUUGGGAUAAAGGUCAUGUUGAAGUGUGACCAAAAUGACCAGAAUCCCUAA